Priapulus caudatus is the source of this 458-nucleotide messenger RNA. RefSeq names its product mucin-2-like. The transcript has 2 exons. NCBI's taxonomy places the organism in Eukaryota, Metazoa, Priapulida, Priapulimorpha, Priapulimorphida, Priapulidae. The record is from RefSeq and is a predicted model, not a curated record. Bases 6 to 398 code for a protein of 130 amino acids.
UCAACAUGCCAUCAGCUACUGGAACUCCCAUCAACAUGCCGUCAGCCAUGUCAGCUACUGGAACUCCCACCAACAUGCCGUCAGUCAUGUCAGUUACUGGAACUCCCAUCAACAUGCCGUCAGCUACUGGAACUCCCAUCAACAUGCCGUCAGCUACUGGAACUCCCAUCAACAUGCCGUCAGCCAUGUCAGCUACUGGAACUCCCACCAACAUGCCGUCAGCUACUGGAACUCCCAUCAACAUGCCGUCAGCCAUGUCAGCUACUGGUAUUCCCUUCAACAUGCCGUCAGCUAGCAGCUACACAAACCUCACUUGUCGUGCCAUCGACUACUUUGAUUCUGCUGGUGAAUGGCCGAUUGCUGCACCUACGCCAUCACAACCAACUACUAUAGUGUAACUAAAUUCAUCGGCACACUCAUCACAAAUGUCCUCUGGAUAUCUCAGCCUGCUACAUGAA